AUGGCUACAGCCUCGGCCUUAUUGAGAUGUCGGCUUAUUUGUUUUAUUAACGAGCCUUACGACCUCCUCAUUUUAAGUCUGGCUGCUCGUCUGCAUGUAAACUGCUUUGGAGAAUUACGACUCUGGGCAACUCGAGCUAAAUGCCAUAAUGUUGCUACAGCAAUCCCCAGUCUUAAUCAGUAUGUUGAACAAGUCUUAUCACAGUCUCUCUCUUGCCCCGUAAGAUCCGUCUGCUCUCUCACUGGUUCGAGUAUUUCACUCGACCCCUGCCACCCCAUCUGUGCAACUCGAAGCGUUAUUCGCCCUCCCCUGCGUCUAACGGACACUGAGUUCUGGCACGCGCAGUUGGACAAACUGACACGGAUUUCCCUCAGUAACGGGUACCUUAAACAAAAUGUAGAGGAAUCAGGACGGCCAGAACUGGAUUUUCCUGCUCUCAUCAGAACUAAGCCAUCAAUUACGACAAUUACUAAGGCAAUGGAAUAUCAAGGUGAUAACAGGAUAGACGCGGAGGAGACUGGAGCUAGUUGGCUGACAGUAGGUUUUACAGGAGACGUAGUCCAUAGUCAAUCACUCUGUAACUCUUCGACUCAAGAGAAAUCGACCAUAUGCCAACGGACGGAGCCUGAUGUGAUAGUAGGAGAGAAGAUCUGCAGCCGAAGUGCUUCUGGAUUUUCUUUUUCCAAGACGAUGGAUCCUAAUGUUUUUGCCAUUAUGUCAUAUAACCAAGCCCAGAUGACACUAGAUAAGGAGCCUAAUCUCCCAUCUGUGAUUUACCGACCGGCUCAGGCUUCACCAGCCACUCAUGCUUGUUUAGACGAGAGGCCUUGCGACAAUUUGGCAUCCAUCGCUUCUUCUCCAGGUGGCACUGUUUGGCAGUAUGGCCAGAACAAUUCUUCACCCUGCUCCUCACCUACCGAAUUGCCUGAGGGCUUCACUAAAAAUCAGCGUGAAAUAGCUCAGAUUGAAACACAAUCCCGAGCCUCGAUAAACGAUGUAAGUUUUCAGAGUAAUGUUUUGAUCACAGUGUAA
Molecule: messenger RNA, 1032 nt
Organism: Protopolystoma xenopodis
Lineage: Eukaryota; Metazoa; Platyhelminthes; Monogenea; Polystomatidea; Polystomatidae
Source: the annotation of a GenBank genome assembly